CGAAGGCCGCUGGAACCCAAACACACACACACUCACAACAUUCAUGUUGGCUCUUAGACGAGUAUUUAUCGUAGUUUACACUAACCAAAUGCGCGUUCGCAUUAAAAUAACAUCAAUUAGGCCUAAUUGACUAACGCUACGGGUACCGAAAAGUACCAAAAUCGGUUAUUUAUCGGUUCGUUAGUCCUGUGGGAACGGUUCGGGUUGUCUGGGUGGCAUGGUUCUCUCGUAGCAGGUGCCCGAAGGUGCAUGUGGUUUGUCAGUUAGUUCAUAGUGCAGUAAUUAUUUGUUUUAAUAUUCGUAAGGCGUUCGAUUGCAUCGUCCGUUAGCUAUCCAUUCGACUGCUCCAAAUCAACUAUAUAGAGACUUUUUUACUUCCUCACUUCCUCAGUAAGUCCUCCUAGCACACCCUGCUCCAGAUACACUCCCUAUGGAUGCCCUCGAUGCUCAUCAACCAUGCGACGGUCUGGAAUUCAUCGUGGAGCAUCCAGAAUACGUGGUAAAACUAGCGACAGCUCUCAAUGCAAUCGGCCCCACAGCAACUCGAGUGAAAAAACAGAUGUUCGAACUUCUGGCGGCCCUCUGCUCCCAUAACGAAGUGGGUAGGAUAAGAACUCUGGAGACCCUGGAGUGCUACAAGAAACUGAGCCAGCAAAAGAGCCGCAUGGGAUCGGUGGUGCAUGAGCUGGAACACUCCCGUUCUCCCGAAUACCAACUGGCCCUGGUAGCUUUCAUUAACUGCCUAAUUAUCUCCACAGUGAAGUUGCCCGAUAGGAUUCAAAUCAGAAAUGAGUUUAUCGAGUGCCAUCUGUUGGAGGUGCUAACGAAAAUCCGGAAAUCUGGUCCAGAUUAUGACCUUUUAACCCAAAUAGAGGUGUUCGAUGAGCAGCUGAGGAGCGACAACGCAGAACAGGACCGAGAAGUGAAAAUGGAUUCGCCUCAGGACGUUUUUCAUGCCAUACUAAAGCAGGUGUCAAAUACUCCCCACUCAGUGCCAUUCCUCCACAUCCUUCAACACUUACUCGCUAUCGACCCCAACGACCCCCUAAGCGAUUUAGUGUGGGAAAACGCGGAAAAACUCGUCCAAAGGGCCACAGAAAAGGAAGACUUCUCAAAACUGGUACGUGCCAACUCCCGAAGCCAGUUAAAAGUGAACUGCACCUGCUCCCGAAGACAAUCCUUGCUGCUUGGAGCUCUUUCACCUCCACCGCCACCCAUACCACCAGGAGGCCUCCCGCCGCCUCCUCCGCCGUUUCCUCACGUGAACGUCCCGCCCCCGCCUCCCCCUUUGGCACCGCACACCUCCGCCAUACCACCUCCGCCCCCGAUCAGUCAGGAGAUGCAAAAGGGGAUUUUAUCGCCAGCGGCCCCUCUGAAGAUCGAACGUCUACCGCAGCAAGAGAUUCCAGCACCCAAGUCCAAAAUGAAGACCGUCAAUUGGAAUAAGAUUCCGAGCAAUAAGGUGGUCGGUACCAACAACAUUUGGACCCAGGUGGCGAUGAGGCAUCAACACUCGCCCCUGGCCGACAUCGACUGGUCGGAGAUGGAAGGGCUGUUCUGUCAGCAGGGGCAACAGUCUCUGGUACUGGACUCCACCGACGAUGCUACCGGAUGUAACGAGAACCGCAACCUGAGAAGGACCAGGAAGGAACCCCAAGAGAUAACCCUGCUAGACGGUAAACGCAGUUUAAACGUCAAUAUUUUUCUCAAGCAAUUUAGAAGUUCCAACGAUGACAUAAUCCGCCUGAUUUCACACGGGGAACACCACAGGAUCGGCAUCGAAAAACUGAAGGGCCUGCUGAAGAUCCUGCCGGAAGUGGACGAGCUCGACAUGCUUAAAUCAUUCGACGGGGAUGUCAGCAAGUUAGGAAACGCCGAAAAGUUCCUGAUACACUUGACCAGCUUAUCAAAUUACAAGCUGCGUAUCGAGAGCAUGCUCCUCAAGGAGGAGUUCGAGUCCAACAUGGCCUACGUCAAGCCGAGCAUUAAGGCCAUGAUCCUUGCGGCACAGGAACUCAUGACCAACAAGCCCCUGCAGGAGGUGCUCUAUAUGAUACUUGUGGCAGGGAAUUUUUUGAACGCAGGAGGUUACGCCGGAAAUGCCGCAGGAAUUAAACUGUCCUCCCUGCAAAAAAUUAUGGAUAUCCGAGCCAACAGACCCAACAUGAACCUCAUCCACUUUGUGGCACAACAAGCCGAGAGGCGGGGCAACAUCCUGCUGUCCUUCACGGAUAACAUUGCCAUACUGGAAGAGGCAGCCAAAACCACGGUGGAGCAACUGAAAAACGAAAUCUACGCCCUGGAGGAGCGCAUCCAGAAAAUCGAGAAGCAAAUCGACCUGCCCACCACCGAAAUCCAGAUCAAGGAGCAAAUGACCGAGUUCCUUCUGAUCGCAGGCAAUGACGUGUCGAACCUGCAAACCGAACUGAAGAAGUUGGACACGGUGCGUCAACAGUUGGCGGAGUUCUUCUGCGAGGACCUCGCCUCCUUCAAGAUCGAGGAGUGCUUCAGGAUCUUCCACGCGUUCACUUGUAAAUUCAAACAGGCUGUGAUAGAGAACGAGCGCAGGAAGCACCAGGAGGAGCAAGCAAACGCGCGCAAAAGACAAAGAGAGGAACUGCUUGCCGCUAAAAGAAGACAAAUGGGAAACCUCAACACGGACGAGGGCGUCAUCGAAAUGCAAAUCUACGACUCCAACGGCAACAGCUUCAGAAAGGGCUUCAAGACAUCUGCGGACAGUAACACUUCCGAAGAAGAAUUCUUCGCCACCUCACCUCUUCUGCCCAGGCAUCGCCUCAGCUCUUUUAACGGCUGCGGAGUGGACACCGAAAGGGACCAAAUGUCCCCUGACUCAUCUCCGAACGGAAGUCUACGUAGAAGACGUAGCAAAGGCAUGAUAGACAAUCAAGGGAACCUGAUGGACUUCCUGCGGCACUCCAGUGACGUGAGCAACAGGGAGCGUAAGUCUUGGGGAAGCCUCGAUCGGUCCUGGGCAAGGAAAGCCAAAGGGGCUGGCCCGAAAAAGCGCCCCGGUCUGUUCACAGCUGACUUCCUGUUUGAGCGUGACCGAACCGCCACCCCCUCCCCCGUGGUUGAAGUGAAAGGUUCAAUUUCGGCUCCUGAAGAAGAAUUGAUGAGGGUGCCGAAACCGGUCGGUAAUAAAGUGGAAACUGCUCCACUGAAGGACAAGUCCGCUUGGCGUAAGUCGACCCUGAACGUGCCGAACAGCUCAGAAGAGAUCCGAAGUAGCCACAGGAGGGAGAGUCACACCUCGCCGGAUAUCAACAUUCUGCAGCCGAUUAUGGAGACGAACGACCGUAAGGAGCUAAUAGGGUCUCUCGGUAAGGCUACGGACACUGAGAAGCUGACCUUGUACCUCAGGAAGCCACAGGAGGUCCAGCCGGCGAGGGCCUUGAAGGCCUUUAGUCCUCCGCCUCCCUUACUGAGUCCAGACUCCCCCACCACCACCAGGCCUAACCGAGAUGGUACCUUUAGCCACAACAAGAUCGAAAUCGAUCAGGACAAUGUGCAAACGCCACCGUUACCACGUAAGAUCUUCUCUCCCACUCCGACCGAGAAGAGGGAACCUCUGAAGCCCAGUCCGUGCAAGAGGGUGUUGAAUAAAGCUGAUAAUGUUGAUCCGGAUCAGGAGAUCCUUGGAGAUGGGCAGUUCAAUCGGUUUUCUCCUACCAGGCGUACGAGACGACAAGUACGUACCCAAGCUAUCAAGAAGCCUGUCGUGGAUCAGGAAGAGCUGAGUCUGGACAUCAAGUCACCCGAGAUCGACUUAAAAGACUUCUUGUCACCUGUGUGUAUUAAGGUUGAACCAGAAAGCAACGUCACCGCUAUCAACAAUGAAAACCAAAAAAUCCCCAACGGAAAAACCUCAAAAACCCCAACGAAACCGGAACGGAACGGCUCCGCGGUCAGACCGAACCGACUCAGCUUGCCCCUGUCCACCAGGAAAGACCAACACGUGGACUCCGGUGUGACCAGGUCCAGUUUACUGGCACGCACCAGUUCUAUUACCACAGAUAAGAAGCCACAACCAUCCAGCCGGGUGGCCCUGAAGCGAAACUCUUCUUUGAGCAACUCAAAGACAAAACUGGCGCCCUCUACCAGCUCAGAGAACUUUAACUCGAUAAAACGAAACUCUUCCGUAUCCGCUCCUAAACCUUCUGCCCCUAGGUCCCAAGGGUUUAUGAAACCGACCACCUCCAGCACCACAAAGUCCAGUACCCCUUCUGUGAGGAGAAGUGUAUCUGUAAGGAGCAGGAAUUGAGGUCUCGAGAGAGGAAAAGUAAACUCAGAAAGAACGAGUUGUUCCUUCUGUUAUAAAAUUGGAGGAGUCUCAGAGGUGGCUCCCUCUGUAAGCUGAGGAGAAGCUUUUAGGUCUCAGGAUAUUUGUGAAACCAAAUGGUGCAAUAAACGAUUAAGUUACCACUAAAGCCCUUUAACAAAUUUACUAAUAUUUUUUUUUAUUAUUAUUAUUUUUUUUCUAAUUUUAUUAAUUUAUUUUAUGUAUGUUAUUUUUGUAUUUAUUAUUUUAUUUAAUACUAAAUGUGCUAUAAUGAAAGUGGAUAAAUAAAUGCAUGUUUUUUUUUUAA
Anthonomus grandis grandis is the source of this 4607-nucleotide messenger RNA. Its product is annotated as inverted formin-2. NCBI's taxonomy places the organism in Eukaryota, Metazoa, Arthropoda, Insecta, Coleoptera, Curculionidae. Gene Ontology annotation, biological process: cellular component organization. Bases 431 to 4282 code for a protein of 1283 amino acids. The transcript is spliced from 22 exons. Gene Ontology annotation, molecular function: actin binding. The record is from RefSeq and is a predicted model, not a curated record.